This is a messenger RNA of Ceratina calcarata, 1219 nucleotides long. RefSeq lists its product as uncharacterized. Gene Ontology annotation, cellular component: plasma membrane. NCBI's taxonomy places the organism in Eukaryota, Metazoa, Arthropoda, Insecta, Hymenoptera, Apidae. The transcript has 4 exons. Bases 477 to 986 code for a protein of 169 amino acids. The record is from RefSeq and is a predicted model, not a curated record. Gene Ontology annotation, biological process: septate junction assembly.
GUAGUACUAUGCGAGUACGAGCACGCCUUGCGGUGUAUCGCGCUUCACGUUCCAGUUUAAGUCGGUCCGCCACGCAGUGUGCUGCUCGCGUGUUUUCCUUCAACGAUUUCCUACGACCAUAAGCGAGACCAUCGAUCGGCUGCAGUUGCAACAAUUCAUAAUUCUGAUAUCUAGUCGAAUGUCAAUAUCGGCAGUUCCACACGAAUUCUGCGAUUUGUUACAUUUUUAAAAAGAAGCUUGGAAAAGACGUAUUCGUGUUGAAGCGUAGAGAAAGUAUUGAAAAGUGUGUGCAGUUCAUUUUCAAAAUUAAAAGACAUACAAGCGACGUGAUUUAUGAUACUUUGAAAAAGUAGGUUCACCGCGCUUGAUGAGAAACGAUUAGAGCCGCUGGGGGUUGAUAUCGCGUGGGCGCAAAGUGGUGGGACUGAAAAUCAUCCAAACUGGGUGACGGCAAAGGAAAACACCGCAGAGUCAGAAUGGCAGACGAGACUCAGCAGGUUCAGCGAACUCGCAAGGAGAGAAAAUUCAUCAGGCACGUGCCGCUUUUAUUGAAAAUCCUAGAAGUGAUCCUGUCCGUGUUCGCAAUUGGUUUGAUCGUCGAUCCGAUGAAUUCAUUCUACAAACUUUCAAUCAGGUCGCGUUUCAAGUUGGACGAUGCUGCGAUUAUAUACAUAAGUAUCGCUGGCUACCUCAUAAUCAACACGCUCUUCAUCAUUUGUCAUAUAUUGGGCGACAGGAUUCCAAAGAGGACGCUGAUACUAUUCUCCUCGCUUGGCGCGCUGCUGCACGUCGUCGCUGGAAGCGUAAUUGUCUACAAUUGGAGGAAGACCCUCGGCCCUUAUGGUUACAGCAACAACGAAUUCUACCCGAGCAAACAAUACAUGGACAUGCUCAUAUCGGGGGCGGUGUUCACAUUCGCGAACGCCGUGGUCUUCAUCCUCGAGGUGUUCUUCAUCAUCAGAAGUUCACCGAAAGACACUGAAUGAGGACGACGAAACAAUUUCUAUGAGGAAUGUAAGGGGAACCUGUAAAAAUUGCGUUUAAUCCUGACAAUCGAUUCGUCGGUAGGAGGAACGUUGCGAUUUAAUAGAAAUAAGUAAUAAUCUGAGAAGCACGUCCCGUUUACGUCACAUAUUUUUGAGACGGGAGUUUUGACAAACGGAUUGAAAAAAGUAUCCACCACAUGUGUCCGAGAUUGCCACAGUUGAAAAAAUGACAG